Molecule: messenger RNA, 189 nt
Organism: Colletotrichum higginsianum IMI 349063
Lineage: Eukaryota; Fungi; Ascomycota; Sordariomycetes; Glomerellales; Glomerellaceae
Product: Ribosomal protein S30
Exons: 3
Coding region: 1-189 (62 amino acids)
Biological process (GO): translation
Cellular component (GO): cytosolic small ribosomal subunit; ribosome
Molecular function (GO): structural constituent of ribosome
Source: RefSeq, a predicted model, not a curated record
AUGGGAAAGGUUCACGGAUCGUUGGCGCGUGCCGGAAAGGUCAAGUCUCAGACCCCCAAGGUUGAGCCCCAGGAGAAGAAGAAGACCCCCAAGGGCCGCGCGAAGAAGCGUCUCACAUACACCCGCCGCUUCGUCAACGUCACCCUUACCGGUGGCAAGCGCAAGAUGAACCCCAACCCUACCGCUUAA